Anoplopoma fimbria (sablefish) is the source of this 4752-nucleotide messenger RNA. RefSeq names its product 5-hydroxytryptamine receptor 3A-like. NCBI's taxonomy places the organism in Eukaryota, Metazoa, Chordata, Actinopteri, Perciformes, Anoplopomatidae. The record is from RefSeq and is a predicted model, not a curated record. Bases 930 to 3641 code for a protein of 903 amino acids. Gene Ontology annotation, cellular component: neuron projection; postsynaptic membrane; synapse. Gene Ontology annotation, biological process: monoatomic ion transmembrane transport; chemical synaptic transmission; signal transduction. Gene Ontology annotation, molecular function: neurotransmitter receptor activity; transmembrane signaling receptor activity; extracellular ligand-gated monoatomic ion channel activity. The transcript has 19 exons.
AUUAUAAUCUUGUGAUUUGUACUGAGGGUAUUUUUUUCUCAAAAAAGUCGUCUGAUUUAUUUAUUAUUUAAAAAGGCACUAAAUGAGAAGACGGAGACGUGCCAUUGAAUUUUGACAUUGAAAGUAUGUAUAAAGGGGUUGCUAAGGUAAAAUACUCUGUAAACAGUACAAUACUUAAAUAUCAAAUGUUAUAUCUGGACAUGAGCAGGUGAAAUGUAGAAAAGGGGAUAUUAUUCAUACAGUAGGUUUAUUCUUUUUUAUGCAUGUCGCAGCUAGGUGGUAACAGGUCUAUAGCCCACAGGAAAUGUGUGCCAUAGAGGUGGUGCCUGUACGUGACAGACGGGAACACCACUGCAAUAGCCUGGUCCAUUUUGACUGACAACUUUAAUAUAAAAUGAAAAACAUUUGGUUGGCAGGAGGUUUAGGGGGACACCGGAGGACACAUGUUUCUCACAGGCCAUCCACUGUUUAUUUGCGUAUGACCAGCAGGUGUGACACUGAUGCCACUGUAGUCAGUCUGCAUGUCACACAUUCUGGUAGAAUACAUUAUUGGAUUGUCUUUGUUUUGUAUGAAACCACAGACAGGGAAAGUAGCUGCCGAGAAGAGCUUUACAUAUCCCACUUCAUUUGCCAUGGGUUUGUCUACAUCACGCUUGGUUUACACUGGCACUAUAUAUAUAUCGGCCACUAAGGCUGAAUUUAGUCUCGCAAGAGUGACUUUGCCAGGUAAGUGGAGGGAAAUACUUUUUCUGUCUGAUUAUGGUUAUUUAUGGACAGGCAACUGUCCUGUUCAUACAAUUAACAACUAAAAGCAGAUGUUCCAAUAAAUCAGUUUGAUGAUUAAUCUGUGUGUUCUCCAAACAUGUGAUACUGAAGAAUCGGCUUUAAUCGGACGACUGUAGAAAGAUAAAGAUUUAUCUCUUGCCAUCAUGACACCAAAGUGGCUCCCUUCGUCAGUCAACCUGGUCAUGCUUCUCAUUCUUAUGCCAGCUGUGUGCAGUGCCAUCCAGGUGAACUGCUCUCAGCCGAACCAACCAGCCCUGCUGGAAGCUCUGAGGCCAUUGUUUAACCUGAGCUCCAUACGACCCGUCAUGAACAUGACAACCUACACUAACGUCAGUACAUACUUCACCAUGUAUGGGAUACUAGGAGUGGAUGAAAAGGCUCAACUCUUGCUCACUUUCCUUUGGCUUAAUUAUUGGUGGAUGAACGAGUUUGUCAGCUGGGACCCAAUCCAGUGCGGCACUGACAAGAUUUCUCUUCCCAGAACCCUGUUUUGGGUGCCAGAUAUUGUUAUCAAUGAAUUUAUGGAUGAAAACACAGCCCCCCAUGUCCCAUAUGUGUACCUGUAUAGCAGUGGUAUGGUGCACGAUGCUCUACCAGUCAAAGUUGUCAGCUCUUGUAACCUCGAUAUCUAUACCUUCCCCUUCGAUAUACAGAACUGCACUAUGACUUUCAACUCCUAUCUCCACGUUGCGCAUGACAUACAGAUUUCCCUGGGGAGGAGGGCAAAUAUGAUAACAGAGCUCUCCAAGAAGGUGAUGACCACCAUGGGGGAGUGGGAGCUGCUGGAAAUCACCUCCUUCAAAGACAGCGGACAAUCUGAUAAUAAUGACAUUGAUAAGCUUAUAUUUCAUGUGUUAGUGAGGCGCCGGGCCACUCUCUAUGUGGUGAACCUCCUGAUCCCCAGCUGCUUCCUCAUCACAGUGGACCUCUUCAGUUUCCUGCUGCCUCCCCAGAAUGUGGACCGUUCCUCCUUCAAGAUGACACUGAUCUUGGGCUACACUGUCUUCCUGCUCAUCAUGAACGACCUGCUGCCCAUCACCGGAAACACCAUACCUCUAAUAAAUGUGUUCUUCUCUCUCUGCUUGGCUCUAAUGGUGGCCAGUCUACUGGAGACUAUCCUCAUCACCAACCUGCUGUGUGGCUCUGCUGACUUCUCUCCAGUCCCCACCUGGAUUCAAGUGCUUGUUCUCCAAAUUCUGGGCCGUCUUGUUUGCCUGCAUCUGAAGACUAAAGGACCAAGAGAUUCAGAUAUGAAACCCAAUGCUGUGGUGGCACAGCAAAAACCUGAUGAUGAGUUUGCAGAGGAGAUGGGGCUGGUGGUGGAGGACAAGGCCCUUCAGGAGCUGAAGAGCCUUCGCAAGAACCUCCAGGCCAUCCGCCUCCAGGUGGAGCAGCAGCUGAGUGGAAGCAAGGGCUCAGAGGAGUGGAUCCAGUGCUGCCCGCUGAAAAUCAAGCCUGCUAAGAUUCUAUUCAUCUUCGUCUCUCUUCUCACGCAUGCUUCCUGCAGUUCCGUCAUGCUGAACUGCUCUCGACCUGACCCGCCUUCCCUGCUGGAGGCUCUCCAACCUGUCUUGAACCUCAGCAACAUUCGACCUGUCAUGUACUUGUCAACCCCCACCAUUGUCAGCCUUGACUUUACCCUUUAUGGCAUUUUGGGGGUGGAUGAAAAGGCCCAACUCCUGAAAACAUAUAUAUGGCAGAAUUUAAAAUGGAAGAAUGAGUUUGUCAAGUGGGACCCAGAACAGUGCGGUUCUUCAUGGAUUACAAUUCCAAGGAAACUGCUCUGGGUACCAGAUAUUGUCAUAAAUGAAUUCAUGGAGAAGAACUCAGCUCCAUUCGUCCCAUACAGUUAUCUGUAUUCUGACGGCUUGGUGAGUGAUGAUCAGCCCGUCAAAGUGAUCAGCUCCUGCAACCUCGACAUCUACAAGUUUCCAUUUGACAUCCAGACCUGUAGUUUAAGCUUCAACUCCUACUUACACCGUGUGAGGUCUUUGCAGAUAGACCUCUCAUCAACUGUAGGGGAUAUAUUAAAAUACUCUAAAGAAGUGAUGACAACUAUGGGUGAGUGGGAACUAAUUGGACUCACAUCGAAGACAUACAUACUGCAAGCUGCUUCGGAUGGAGAAAUGUACCAAGAGAUGCUCUUCUUUGUGUCAGUGAGGCGCCGGGCCACCCUCUAUGUGGUGAACCUGCUGAUCCCCAGCUGCUUCCUCAUCACAGUGGACCUCUUCAGCUUCCUGCUGCCUCCUCAGAAUGUGGACCGGUCCUUGUUCAAGAUUACCCUCAUCCUGGGCUACACCGUCUUCCUGCUCAUCAUGAACGACCUGCUGCCUGUCACUGGAAACACCAUACCUCUCAUAAAUGUGUUCCUGUGUAUGUGCCUGGCUCUGAUGGUGGCUAGUCUACUGGAGACUAUCAUCAUCACAAACCUGCUUUGUGGCUCCCUUCACUACUCUCCAGUCCCUCAUUGGGUCAGAGUGUUUGUUAUUCACAUCCUGGGCCGCCUGGUACGGCUUCCUCCCAAGCCCAGAGAUCGAGAGGACACAGUCAUCCAAAAUCCUGCCGCACAAGAAAUGAAAGUCUCUUCUAUGGUGGCAGAGGACAGCGAGGUUUCACAACAGAAAGGACCGCUGGAUAAUGACAAAUCGACGCAGGAGCUGAGGAGCCUGGCCAGCGAUCUCAAGGCCCUCUCCCUUCGGGUAAAGCAAUGGCUGGGUAAAAGCCAGAGCUCGGAGGAGUGGAUCCAGGUGGGAUUCAUCAUAGACCGCCUGCUGUUCGGCCUCUACAUCCUCUUCAUAUCAGUCAGCUUCAUUACCAUCAUCGUUAUCUGGAUGCAGUCACACAACACGUCCUGAUUUUACUUUAGAGUUUGUUUGUCUUUUCCUAUUUGGGUCCAUUUUCUCAAUUACUAUUUAUUAACAUGCUUUCUCAUAGUCAUUGUCAAUUACUACUACCAAGCAUACAGUUGAUUAAUUUUAAAGUAAUUUUGUUACAAUACACCUCUCCACUGUUUAACAGGCCUCGUUUCCCAAAGCAUAUUAAGAAUAGAAUGAUUGGGAAAAACAUGUUUUACCUCUUCAGCCCGGUGUUUCCAAAAAGCAUCUUAACUGAAAACACUUUUGAUGACACUGAUGGUCAUAGUUCAGCAAGUGUCUCGUAUCAAAUCCCAGGAGUGGAAAACACCCUUAACUUAUUGGGAAACAGGGCCUGAUCUAUAAGAAAAUAUAUUCUAAACAUAAACUGUUUCAGUUCCUUCUUUGCAUUUCAUUUUCAUAUUAACAUGUAUUGUUACACCUCAACUGUGUCUGCCAUUGUAGAAAAACAUAAAUUUUGAAAAUAAAAUAAAGUUCUUACAGUUGUGAAAAAGUGAAUUAAAUAAACAUGGUUACGGUAAAACAGGUUAAUCCCAACAAUCCCUAAUUACGCUAAAAUAAACAAGUUAAUAUAAUUGAAGAGCAGAGUAACUAUUCACACUGAAAAGUGUAAAAACUGCAGAUUAGAAUGUAAAUAUAUGCUGGGGAGAAUCUGAUGCAUUACCUAUGUUUCCCCCUGCACAAAAUAAAGUUUUCCAAUAUAAUUGAUAUAGUUUUCUUUUGACCCUUUUGUAUUGUGUGUGAUGCAUACUUUGAGAAACUCUAACUUUCAAAUGUAUUGGUAAGAAGAUAUAACCUAACUGAAAAGCAAAUUAAUUUUCAUGUAUUUCAUUUUUAGUUUUUUCAUUCAAUAUUCAUACAGCAAUAAGCAAGAGGAAAUCUACUGAAAACUACAUUAUAGUAGCUGUUUAUAGUGUAAGAAAAUUGGUUGUUUAUUUGAUCUGUGAUUCUGAAAUGCUUCAAACGGACCCGGAAUAUUUAAAAAGUCAUGUAUUCCCUUUCAAAAUCAACAGCCAACAAAUUGUUCUGAGUCACAGAAUUAUAAAACAGCAUGAAUUAAAAUAAGCGUGUGGUUCAACACAACAGCACUGGA